Messenger RNA from Schistosoma rodhaini, 753 nucleotides. NCBI's taxonomy places the organism in Eukaryota, Metazoa, Platyhelminthes, Trematoda, Strigeidida, Schistosomatidae. The record is from the annotation of a GenBank genome assembly.
AUGGAAAAAAGUGUAAACUUCUUGUCAAAUAAGAAAGAAAAAGAUCAAUCAUCAAAUAAAACGAAUGUAAUGAACGAAUCUUUAAGUCAGAAAGUGACUGCAACCACUUCUGAUCUACUUAUUUCACUUGCAAAUGAACCUUCACUGGCCUAUUUUCAUAUUCAAGAACAUAUUAGAAAAUCGAUUCCGGAAAUCUUGAAAUAUCAAUUGAAAAUCGAACAUUUAGAUUCACAAUUACGUGGUUCUUGUUACGAUCUUGAUUAUGCACUCGAUAACGUUAAAAGUAUCUCAAAGGCUACAAUACAUUUUAACCGGAUUAAUGAGCUCUUAAAGUCGAGCUUAUUUGCUAAACUGCAGUUGGAUUAUGCACGCAUGAACGCUCCACCAGUUGAAAUAGGCAUCGAUCUUGUCUCGUGGGAUCUAAAUGAUGAGGAGCUGUUAAGUUUAAGUCAUAAAGAGUCACGAGAACGAAGACCAACUCAAUGCAACGAAGGUGUACACACUGAUCUUUCUUCCAAAAACAACAAAUGUAUAGAUACCUCUACAAACUCACGAACAUUAAGCCACAUAUCCAGCACAGUGUCGACAGCAGCCGUACAAGUACGUGAUCAAGCUGUCAAUUUGACCAGAAGAGUUUUGUGGACACAAAGUGCCGAUGUGUCUUGCUCUACCAUAUCAUCUAGUUUAUCUGAUUCCAAAGUCACUAACUCCUCGAGUUCAUUUGAUGAGAAACCUAAAUUUCUGGAAACCUAG